Molecule: messenger RNA, 1152 nt
Organism: Cordyceps fumosorosea ARSEF 2679
Lineage: Eukaryota; Fungi; Ascomycota; Sordariomycetes; Hypocreales; Cordycipitaceae
Product: Argininosuccinate synthase
Exons: 16
Coding region: 1-1152 (383 amino acids)
Biological process (GO): L-arginine biosynthetic process; urea cycle
Cellular component (GO): cytoplasm
Molecular function (GO): argininosuccinate synthase activity; ATP binding
Source: RefSeq, a predicted model, not a curated record
AUGGCUCCUGAACGUGUUUGCCUUGCCUACUCUGGCGGCCUGGAUACUUCCACUAUUCUCAAGUGGCUCGUCCUUCAAGGCUAUGAGGUCGUGUGUUUCCUCGGCGACUGCGGCCAGGAGGAAGACUUCGAUGCCGUCAAGGCCAAGGCGCUGAAGCUCGGCGCUGAGAAGAUGAUCAUCGAGAACGUCCAGCAGGAGCUGAUUGACGACUUGGUGUGGCCCGCCAUCCAGUGCAACGCUAUCUAUGAAGGACAAUACCUUCUUGGCACAAGCCUAGCCCGGCCGGUAUUGGCCAGGGCAAUGGUGCAAGUUGCGAAGGAUAACAACUGCACGAUCCUCAGCCAUGGAUGCACCGGUAAGGGCAACGACCAAGUCCGCUUCGAGCUGGCUUGGAAGGCAUGUGACCCCAAGAUGAAGGUUCUGGCCCCCUGGCGCAUCCCUGCGUUCUUCAACCGAUUCCAGGGACGUGCCGAUCUUCUCAAGUUCGCCGAGGAGCAGAAAAUCCCCGUCAGCUCCACUCCCAAGGCCCCCUGGUCUAUGGACGACAACAUCAUCCACUGCUCAUAUGAGGCCGGUAUUCUCGAGCAAACAGACAUGGAGCCCCCGAAGGACAUGUGGAAGCGCACAGUUGAUCCCCUAGACGCUCCCGAUAAGCCCACUCGCUUCACCGUCCACUUUGCUGAAGGUGUUCCCGUUAAGCUUGAAGUUGGGGGCAAGGCCGUUACUGGCUCCUUGGAGAUCUUCAAAGAGGCGAACGAGUUGGGCCGUGCCAACGGUAUUGGACGCGAGGAUAUCGUCGAGUCCAGGUUCAUCGAUACCCCCGGCCUGACUAUUUUGCGCAAGCUGCAUCAAAACCUGGAGGGAAUGUACUUUACGCCUGAGCGCGAGUUCGUUCAGCAGUCGAUCUCUAUCAGCCAGAAGCAGGUUGAUGGCAAGGUUGAAGCUCUGGCAUACAAGGGCAACGUUAUCAUCGUUGGCCGCUCCAGCGAGACAUCCAAUCUCUACAGCGAAGAAGAGAGCAGCAUGGACACUCUUGAUAUGGAUUGGAGUGUCGAAGACACAACUGGGUUCAUCAACGUGAAUGCUAUUCGCAUCGCCAAGUAUGGCGAGCGCAAGAUCAGGGAUGGCGAGCCCCUUUCCAAGCGUAAGUAG